Messenger RNA from Didymella exigua CBS 183.55, 3224 nucleotides. RefSeq lists its product as uncharacterized. Gene Ontology annotation, molecular function: dolichol kinase activity. The transcript is spliced from 2 exons. NCBI's taxonomy places the organism in Eukaryota, Fungi, Ascomycota, Dothideomycetes, Pleosporales, Didymellaceae. The record is from RefSeq and is a predicted model, not a curated record. Bases 338 to 3151 code for a protein of 937 amino acids. Gene Ontology annotation, cellular component: endoplasmic reticulum membrane. Gene Ontology annotation, biological process: dolichyl monophosphate biosynthetic process.
GCAACGUCAGCAUGAGUUUCCCUAACGCGCCAUGCCGCUAGAUGGAAGGACUGUCAGUCAAGGCUGCAGGCCUGACUCUAGACAAUACACUCACUGGGCUAUGCUGAACCUGACGUUGACGGAAGCUUAUUCAUUCGCUUCGCGCCUUCAAUUUUCGCACGACCAGCUUUGAGUCGCUCCGUAAUCUUGGUGCUCCGCAAUGCGCAUCGCAUUCACCCAACACGACGCUUGUGUAUAGCAACAAACUCCUUCAGCAGACAUACAUCGCACGUCAUACUAGUCGCCAAGCACUCUCCUUCACAGCUAGUACCUAGCUUAAGCCUUGGGGCACACCGCCAUGCUCGAACCAGACCCCUCAGUUGCGCAGCUGGAUGCGCCUACUGCUUCUGAGAUCGAAACACUCGAAUUAUUCCGCCGUUCACCACACCCGUACCUCCGUCAUAGGGCCGACUUGAGCAAUGCGCAGACUCCGAGUGAACCAUCGAGCAACAAUGCGUCAGCCUCCCGAACGCCCCCUCGCCCGUCCGACCGCACAAUAUCAGACGAAGACCGCAGGAAACGCAGGAAACGCAACUCACAGUCGCCGAGCGAGAGCGGCACUGAGGCAGACGAUGAGGGUUACCAAUUCGUGAAGGCAUUGCCUGCGCCUCCGUUGAGGCCACGCAAGGGUCUGCGACACAGAAAGGGAUUGCGUGAGGAGGGGCUCAGUCCUCUACUGACCCCAACCCAAAUUGAGGAGGAAGCGCGCAAAUACUCUGAUGAGUAUUUUCAGGACAAGGAAGGUGCAUCGCAAAUAGGAGACGCGUCGUUAACGGACAAGGAAGCAAAGGCAGCACGGCAAAGGUACAUCAAGAGGCGGAGGAAGGAAGUAGUCAGGAGAACGACCGAGACGGCGCUGUUGGCCGGUAUAGGCUUUCUGGCCGUCAAUGGCUGCGGCUGCUGGUCUAGGCUCCUCGAAUGGCACAGAGCAGAAUUCGCGACUCAUGCUGUGGUCAUGGCUGGCGCCGUAGGAUCAUACCCGCUCAGAUUGCUCUAUCACUCGUGGAGAUCAAACCCUCCCUCAACAUUACGGUUUCGACAACGAAUACGGAUACCAGCUUCCUUCGAUCCAGCGCCCAUACUAUACCCCGCGAUCUUACCCGCCUUGAUCUCGAUAUCUCUUUUCGCGUCAUACCCCAAACCAUUACUAGCUAAUAUCAUUCUUGGACUGGCUGCGUUACCACCGCAGCUCAUACCAUUCGGCAAGCCAUUGUUGGGCUACUCUUCAGCCCAUUGGUUCAUUUCGAUUCUACCGCUUCUAGCCUCAGAGAACACCGAUAUACCCUCAAGACUGCUCGCAUCGCGGCCUUACAAGCUCAAGCUACCUCCACCGGAGCAAGGACUCGACCCUGAGAUCCUGACAAUACUCUUCCCACUGCAUCAAGCUCUGCUUCCACCAGUAUAUUACUUAACGACAACUAGCCUGUUGUCUACAGAGCUGCAUCUGCUUUCGAUUGGAUUGAUCAACCUUUUGCUCUUCACCAUGUCUCCGCAAGCGGAUAUUCUCAAGACCUUAAUGUGGCUCGGUGGUGUCGGCCUUUUUGUCACUUGCGGAAAGGUACUCAAAUGGGGUGUCGCGCUUGCGAGAAUCCCACGAUGGCGCUUCAGGCGUGCGGGGCAGAUCAUCAAGAAUCAGCAGUCUUUUCUGCAGACGCUUAAUCAUAGUUUGCGGCCCAAGCGAACGCAGAGUGCGGCACGGAACCACGUCUCGGACAGUGAUGCGGACGAGGACGAGCCCAAAUUGGGUGGUAGAAUUCAGAAAACCGUCAGUGUCAGGCUGGAAAUGCUGGACACCGUGCGUAAUAGCAACUUGGCCAACGGACACGAGCUUCAGUCAGCUGUAGAUGCGAGGAAGAUCGGCUUUGACGACUCCAACGACACUAGUCUACCAAAUAGCCUAGGACGUAUGCGCAGGAACACUUUGCCUGCGUUGAUCGCUGACGAUCAUACAUCGAAACAUCGGCUCUCAAAUCGGAAACGCUCAAAGUCCAUCGUACAGUCGUAUCUCUCCUUGACACCUACUCAGGCCAUGGCAAGGAAGUGGGCAUACGCAGGCUACUUCUAUUUCGUCGUUGCGUUGAUCAUUCUUGCACCUUUGAGAUUCAUCGUUGGCAAGCACGCGCUUCGCAACCAUGAGCCAUUCGGCUGGGCGAUCAGCUAUCUCUUUGGUAACAUCCAAAGAGUGCGUUGGGAGGUGUUCCAUUGGAAUCUCGAUUGGUGGAUACCACUACCUCCAAUUCACGAUUCGGAUGACUUGGCACAAGCAGCCGCAAGUCUCGCACCGUUAGACUACGUUCGCAGUGUUGUUCUUGGAGAAGCAAAUACUCGGCUUUUGCUAUGCGUAUACUGCGCUGGCACGAUAAUUGUCGGCCUGCUGUCCGUGUUGUCGCUCUCCUCGGUAGUUGAAGUCGACACGCGCCGCAAAGUAUUUCAUGGCACCAUGGUAGCCAUGCUCCUGCCCACUAUCUACAUCGACCCCUGCUUCGUAGCGCUUGCACUCGGUCUCGUGCUCGCCAUCUUCCUGCUCCUCGACCUCGUCCGCGCAAGCCAGCUCCCGCCUCUCUCGCGGCCCAUCGCUACCUUCCUCACGCCAUACGUCGACGGACGAGAUCUACGUGGACCCGUCGUUGUCUCGCACAUCUUCCUCCUGAUCGGCUGCGCCAUUCCUCUCUGGUUAUCUCUAGCAGGCGUUGAUCGCGCAGGCGAAGUCCCAUGGCAAGGCUGGGAAGUCACGUCCCGAGACGUCAGCAUGGUGGCAGGCGUUGUCUGCGUAGGCAUGGGCGACGCCGCAGCGUCGCUCAUCGGCAGACGAUACGGCCGCCGCAAGUGGCCAUGGGCUGGCGGGAAGUCUCUCGAAGGCUCUCUGGCGUUUGCUGUGGCUGUCACGAUUGGCCUUGUGUUUGCUAGGAUCUGGCUGCACUUUGGCUGGGGUGAUGUCAAUGCAGCUCCCAAGACGCUUGUGGAGUUGGCGAUUGAUGCGAGUCUCACGAUUGCGAAGGCGGCGCUGUGUGCGGUGGGUGCGAGUCUCAAUGAGGCGGUGCUGACGGGCGGUAAUGAUAAUGUGAUCGUGCCUGUUGUGCUGUGGGUGCUGGUUAGAGGGGUCAGACUAUAGCACGUAGACAAUGCACAUCGUGCAAACCGACAUGGGUUUCAAGCUGACUCCAAGAAUUCAGGUUGUUUCAAGC